Heteronotia binoei (common prickly gecko) is the source of this 3894-nucleotide messenger RNA. It is a transcript of the gene MBD1, whose product is annotated as methyl-CpG binding domain protein 1. The record is from RefSeq and is a predicted model, not a curated record. The transcript has 22 exons. The coding region runs from base 67 to 2727 and encodes 886 amino acids. Gene Ontology annotation, molecular function: zinc ion binding; DNA binding. NCBI's taxonomy places the organism in Eukaryota, Metazoa, Chordata, Lepidosauria, Squamata, Gekkonidae.
CCGAAUUCCGCUCCGUUGGAGGAAGCACUCGUCCUGCCGUGUUGUCAUUUGUCCUGGCUGAACAAUAUGACCGAUGGCUGGGUGGAUUGCCCCUCGCUGGGGCCCGGCUGGCAGCGCCGUGAAGUCAUGCGCAAAAACAGUCCGGUACCAGGGCGAUCAGACACCUAUUAUGUAAGCCCCAGAGGAGAGAAGAUUCGCAGCAGAGUGGAGCUGAUGCGGUUGCUGGGAUGUUCAAGGGACCUGACCGACUUUGAUUUCAAGAAAGGGAUUUUCAUUGAGCCUGGUGCCGAGCCCGCUCCACCUGUUCCAGCCCCUGCAGAAAAACAUCAGAAGGUCAAAAAGCGUGGCAAGAAGCGGCUCCCUUCUCUGCCAAAAGCUGCCCCUCCGCUCAAGAAACCUCCUGAGCUGCAAGAAUUUAAGCCGCCUCCGGAUGAGAAUCCUCCAAAGCUAGAGCUGCAGAUGCCGAUAGAGACGCCCGCCAGUAUUCCAGCCCAGCAGCCGGAGCCUCUGGCUCCCACGGAUCCGUUAACCCCCAAACCUCGCAAACGACGGCGUCGGAAACAUCCUCCCGCCAUCCUCGCCGAGGGCAAAGCGGGAGAUGCGAUGAUGCUAGAAACCCCACUCGAGGAAACCAUCGCGUGCUGUGCCAGCUGUCAAGGCCAGUUCCCAGGAGUGAUGCUUCCAUCCCAGAGGCGCUGCCGUUGGCUCUGCCCCGACUGCAGAGCUCAGAGAAGAGACUUCAACCGGGAGCAGAGAUAUUACAAGCAAAUUGGCUGUGGGGUGUGCCAAGCCUGCCAGAUGUCUCAGGACUGCGGCAUCUGCACAGUGUGUGUCGUGCGAGCCAAGAGCCCCGAGCUCCGCAUUGGCAUCAAAUGCCUGCUGCGACGAUGCCUGAAGAUUGUCAAAAAGGGUCUCGAAUGUGGGAUGUGCCAGGCCUGCAAAAUAACCGAAGACUGCGGUACCUGUCAAAUCUGCGUGCGGAGGCAGAAGCCGGGCAUGAAGCGCCAGUGGAAAUGUAUGAAGCGCCGCUGUCUCAAGCGCAAGAAAAAAAUCCCACCCAAGAAAGACGGCUACAGCUCCAAGAAGGCUGUGGUGGAAGCCUCCCCGCCAAAGGACACCUUCACCCCAGCACGACAGCGGCAGAAGAGGCCAGCGUCAGCAACAGAUGGGCCUCCUCCCAAGGUCCAAAGGGCCCCCAGGCGCCGCCGCAAGAAGCUGUCAGCAGCACCACCACCACCGGUGCCCGCAGAUGGGCCCCCUCCCAAGGCUCAGCUGACCCCAGACUGCCCCCGUCAGAAGCACUCGGCUACCACAAAAUGGAAGCCUACCAUGGAACGGGAUCCUGAGGGCAUCCCCAUAGUACGGCGUAGGAAGAAGCAGAUGGGCGCUGUGAAGGAGCGGAAGAAGCCCGGCCGCCCGGCCAAGCAUCCCACGACCAAGCUCAAAAACAGUGUGCACACCUCCAAAAGCCGGCGGAACCGGAAGUGUGGUGAGUGUGAAGCCUGUCAGCUGAAAACCGACUGCGGCCGCUGUGACUUCUGCCAGGACAAGCCCAAGUUCGGCGGGGGGAACCUCAAGCGCCAGAAGUGCCGCUGGAGACAGUGCCUCCAUUUUGCAAUGAAGCGGCUGCUUCCCGAGGAGUGGAGCAGCCCAGAGGCGGAGGGGGCGGCGGCAGCGGGCCGGAAGGUCAGGAGGAGGAGGAGGAGGAGGAGGAACGCCUUCGGCAGCCGCAAGCCGGCCAGGAUCAAGCAGGUGGGGCGGCAGGGAGCCAAGGGGCGUGGCCAGAAGCGCCGGGCCAAAGCCAGCUUCCAGCCGGAGGCUGAGGAGCUGCCCUGCGCCAGCAAACCGAUCGAUCUGUCCAAGCCGCAGAACCGAGAGACGCCGGGCCAACAGCUGCUGAAGCUGCAGGAGCAAGCAAAGGAGGAGUUGCCUCAAGUCUGCGCGAAGGACCUCCCUCUGGUACCGCAGCAAGUCAAGGAGAAGGGGCCGGCAGUCCUCUGCCCCCCUACCCAGCCCACCCAGGUCUUGGUGAAGGAACCAGAUCCUAGAUUACCUGCUGUCAACCUCCUCCUUGCUACAUCUCCCAAGAUUAAGCAAGACCGUGCAGAACCGUGUGUAGACCGUCGCCCGUUGAGUGAUUCUCCGGUGUUGGCGGGGCUGCCUCAAUCUAAGAGCACCAGGGAGACACAAUGCAGAGAGGUGGUGGUGCUGGAUGACGAAGAGGAUGAUGAAGUGGAACAGCUGCAGCCAAUACGCCCCCCAGUGAUAAUGGAGAUCUACAGCCUGGAAGGCGUGCAGCCUCUGAGCCAGCUGGACAGCGUCCUGCGAGAGUUCCUGGCCGAGCUGAAUGAGAUCCCUCUCCCCGCUCACUGGGAGGUGCUGCCCCUGCUGGGUGGUCCGGAUCUGCGCCUGGUUCAACGUUCGAAACAUUCCACCAUGUCGGCGACAGUCAUCCACAUCCGCCCAGGCCUCUUCUUCCAGGUGGUGGUGCGGAACCUCCCCGUGCCUCCCGAACAUGAACUCUACGCCAGCCACCCCGCCCGUCUCACCACGGUUGACGAAGUGGUGGAACUGAUCUGCGACCUGGAGGCCUAUCGGCUUUGUCCUGGCUGGCCGGCAGGCUGGCACGCCGGCGAACGGUCCCAGGCCUGCGACGUUCUGGUGUACUCGGGCUGCUGCCCGCAGUGCCGGCUUAACCCUUGGCCGUCAGGGAGCGGGACCCGCUAAGAACCGAGCCAGAGGGGUAGGGGAAGGGGAAAUCCGGGCACAGAACUCGGCCCUGUGGCGCAGCGAACAGGCAGAAGUUUUAUUUUGACACUGGAAAAUGGCUUGGAUAUCUGAAAGGAUCAUUCCUUGCUGCAAAUGGCUUUAUAUUCCCCCCCCCCCUUCUUGUUCAGUAGCUUGGCACAUAAAGGUCCGUUUUGUUUCCCCUCUUGUCUCCACCCCCCUGCCCCAUAAACUGCUUCUAAAUUCCUCACAGGCGUGAAAAGUUUCUAGCGGAGACUAGGCUCCCGUCUGGCUUUGAAUCAUUUGCUCAUCUCCCUGCCGGCGAGUUGCAUCGUGAAUCACAGCACAUCCCCGUCAGCUGUCUGGGAUCACCACCGUCUCGCAUUUUUAAACUUCAGACGUUCGGCGUAGUACCACUAGACGGUCUGACGGGAACGUGCAGAACCUCUUUAACGCAUCUGGCUCGGACUUCUCUCGGUCGCUUUCGGCAUUGUUUCCUGCUUGCCUAUUCCCCCGUGCUGUUGAACUUAGCACAGUUCCAGAAGACAUCAAGAUCUUGCAGUAUGACCUUCUCCGGACAUGGGGAAGGAUAGGAUUCUCGAAAAGGAUCUCCUUCUUUGACUUGAAUGCCUCUUGGCAAAGACCUAGCCCUUCUUUCCUCCCCUAGUAUGCACCUAAAACUUGAAGUGUUGCCUCCGGCAUGUUUUUCUGUUUCUGAGUUUGGAUGAUUAGUUCAAUUGGAGGACCAGGGGCGUUCCGUUCGGGGGACACAGAAGGUGAAACAGACCCAGCUGGAAGGCAGCGAAGCGGCGGGCCGGCUGCCCCUCCUGUUUGCAGAGAGGUUCCGGCACACGUCCUGUUCAGGGAAGUUCUACAGAAGCCAUAGCUGUGCAUCCCUCGCUGACUCUGCGGUUUUGUUUCGUGUCUUCCUUCUGUGCGGUCGGCGGCAACAGCAGCAAACACCCCCAAACACACACCCCGGCCUUCUCCCCUCAUGGCACUCUUUGUUUUUGUAAUUUUUGUUCUGUGCUUCUUCCCCUCCCCCCCCCCCCCCCCCCCCCCCCCGCUCAGAAGAAAAUCAGAUCUACCCUUGAAGAAAUUAUCAAAAAUCAGAACUGGUCUCUCUAUUUUUUUUAAUGUAUUAAAAACUUUAACGAGCAAGUGCAA